AUGGAUGCAUCUACUUUCCAAGCACCUGUUACCAAUGCGUUUCAGUGUUAUCCCGUCGUCGAAGCCAUUGCUUCUUCUAUAGAUUUAAACACCCUCGACGCACUCUCACGUACCUGUCGUCUUGUUCAUCAUGGUUUAAUUCAAUACCGUACCACUCUUAUCAACUCAACACUCCACUGCCAAAACGAAGACGUCCCUGUCGAUGGUUCCGAGACCUUUAGGUACCGUGCUCGCGCCGGUAACUGGUUCUAUAUGGAAGACGGCCGCAGCUACAAUGGCAAGUCGGGCGACUGCGCUCGUGACAUGGUUGGCGAGUGUCGCAAAUGUAGUGAUGUGAUAUGUCGGAAUUGUGCGAUUAAGCCUCCUGCUUCCGGUGCACUUAAAGAGAGACAUCGAAGACUAUGUAAGGCCUGUGUUCAUGCACCUAUUGCAACUCUUAUCAGGGCUCCUGUGGACCCAGACGUCCCUCUCUCUUCAGAGUCGGUAUCGCGGGAGGUCUGCAAGUGCGCCGAUGACGGCGUCUGGUUGUGUCAGCCAUGUGGUCGAAGUAUUAGAGCUGCAGAUAAUGACUACCAGCGUAUCUGGCGCUGGCGUAACCAGUACGGCGAAGUCCUUGGUGGUCUUGGUACCGGCAUUGGCGAGGGUGAUCGUGGUGUAAUCUGCGGCCGCGAAGCAGACUGCUGCGCAGCCAAAGAAGUCGAACACCAAGUAGACUGCGACGCUGAAGACGCCCGGGACGGAAACGUUGCUCCGAGUCCGGCCCCUCAGCAAGCUCCGGUUGAUGCUCUCAUUGACCAGCUUCGCCUCACACACGAGCGCACACCAUCGCCGUCUCUCGGUCCUGGCUACUUACGCCAUGAGAUCGAGGGCAUUGGCGGCGUUGUGAAGCGCAAACGAGUUCGUAUGGUGCGUGUUGGUCGUGGAGUGCCCGAGUGGGAUGAUGAAAAAGGCAGUGGCAGGCGUGUUCUCGGCCGAGAGGUCAGCGGAGCUCGACGAUCGUGGUGCGGUUGGUGCAAUCGGGUUAUUCCUGGUGAAAAAGAUCUUUAUAAUGAGCCACCGUCUUCAUCUUCUUCUGACGCAGGAGGCAGUCGCAGGACGUCGACCUCAACUAGCAGGUCGGUUGAGAUGAAGAUGAACUGA
Messenger RNA from Fusarium coffeatum, 1140 nucleotides. RefSeq lists its product as uncharacterized. NCBI's taxonomy places the organism in Eukaryota, Fungi, Ascomycota, Sordariomycetes, Hypocreales, Nectriaceae. The transcript is spliced from 4 exons. Bases 1 to 1140 code for a protein of 379 amino acids. The record is from RefSeq and is a predicted model, not a curated record.